This is a messenger RNA of Anopheles marshallii, 474 nucleotides long. It is a transcript of the gene Archease, whose product is annotated as protein archease-like. The record is from RefSeq and is a predicted model, not a curated record. Lineage: Eukaryota; Metazoa; Arthropoda; Insecta; Diptera; Culicidae. Gene Ontology annotation, biological process: tRNA splicing, via endonucleolytic cleavage and ligation. The transcript has 3 exons. Bases 1 to 474 code for a protein of 157 amino acids. Gene Ontology annotation, cellular component: tRNA-splicing ligase complex.
AUGGAAGUGCCACUGGAGAGCAUGGAGCAUACACUGCCAGAGGUGAAAUAUGAAUAUCUUGAUCACACAGCAGAUGUGCAGUUACACGCUUGGGGAGAAACGUUACAGGAAGCGUUCGAACAGUGCGGGAUGGCAAUGUUCGGCUACAUGACCGAGCUGCCCACAGUAGAUAUUAAAAAGUGCUAUCAAAUCAAUACCGAGCCAACGGACGAUAUGGAAAAUAUGUUGUUCCGCUUUCUGGACGAACUGUUGUUUCUAUUUUCCGCAGAACCGUUCCUGAUCUGUAAAAAGCUCGUGAUAACUAAGUUUGAUCUAGAACAGUUUACCAUCGAGUGCAAUUGCUACGGGGAAGAAUUUGAUUUGCAAAAACAUCCGCAGGGCACGGAGGUGAAAGCAAUCACGUACUCAGCAAUGCAAAUUUACAAAAAACCGGAGCACGAAAAGAACGAAGUGUUUGUUAUAAUUGAUAUAUAA